Molecule: messenger RNA, 2160 nt
Organism: Pteronotus mesoamericanus
Lineage: Eukaryota; Metazoa; Chordata; Mammalia; Chiroptera; Mormoopidae
Gene: EPX
Product: eosinophil peroxidase
Exons: 12
Coding region: 16-2160 (714 amino acids)
Biological process (GO): defense response to bacterium; response to oxidative stress
Molecular function (GO): heme binding; peroxidase activity
Source: RefSeq, a predicted model, not a curated record
GGUCUCAUUGUGGAGAUGAAGCUGCUCCUGGCCCUGGCGGGGGUCAUAGCCACACUCAUCCUGGUCCAGCCUUGUGAGGGUGCUGCCCCAGCUUCCCCCAUGGCAGUGGAGACAUCAGUCCUUCAGGACUGCGUGAGAGAGGCCAAGCUGCUGGUGGAUGCCGCCUACAAUCGGACUCAGAGGAGAAUCAAGCAGCGCCUUCGAAGUGGUUCUGCCAGCCCUGCGGACCUCCUGUUCUACUUCAAACAGCCGGUGGCGACCACUAGGACAAUUGUGCAGGCUGCUGAUUACAUGCAUGUGGCCUUGGGGUUGCUGGAGGAGAAGUUACAACGGCAGGGGUCCAGUUCCCCCAAUGUCACUGAUGUGCUGACGGAAUCCCAGCUGUGGCUGCUGUCCAAGGCCAGUGGCUGUGCUGUCCGGGCCCAAGAGGAGAAGUGCAGUAACAAGUAUCGCACCAUCACUGGGAGAUGCAACAACAGGAGGAUACCCUGGCUGGGGGCCGCCAACACUGCCCUGAAGCGCUGGCUGCCAGCGCAGUAUGAGGACGGGCUGUCGCGCCCCUUCGGCUGGACUCCUGGCUGGAGGCGCAAUGGCUUCCUUCUCCCUCUGGUCCGGGAAGUCUCUAACCAGAUCGUGCGCUUCCCCAAAGAGAGGCUGACCUCCGACCACAGUCGGGCCCUCAUAUUAAUGCAGUGGGGCCAGUUCAUCGACCACGACUUGGACUUUGUCCCUGAAUCCCUAGCCAGAGUGGCCUUCACUGCAGGUGUCGACUGUGAGAAGACCUGUGCCCAGCUGCCCCCCUGCUUCCCCAUCAAGAUUCCACCCAAUGACCCCCGAAUCAAGAACCAGAGAGACUGCAUCCCCUUUUUCCGCUCGGCACCCGCAUGCCCCCAGAAGAACGUCGUUCGAAACCAGAUGAAUUCACUCACCUCCUUCUUGGACGCCAGCAUGGUGUAUGGCAGUGAGGUCUCCCUUGCCCUGCGUCUCCGCAACCGGACCAACUUCCAUGGACUACUGGCCAUUAACCAGCGCUUUAGUGACAAUGGCCGGGCCCUGCUACCCUUCGACAGCCUGCGUGAUGACCCCUGCCUCCUCACCAACCGCCCAGCGCGCGUCCCCUGCUUCCUGGCAGGUGACUCUCGAUCAAGUGAAACUCCCAAUCUGGCAGCCAUGCAUACCCUUUUUAUGCGAGAGCACAACCGGCUGGCGACUGAGCUGAGACGCCUGAAUCCCCGGUGGUCUGGAGACAAGUUAUACGAGGAGGCUCGGAAGAUUGUGGGGGCCAUGGUCCAGAUCAUCACCUACCGAGACUAUCUCCCCCUGAUUCUGGGCACGGACCGGGCCAGGAGAACCCUGGGCCCCUACCAGGGUUAUUUCUCCAAUGUGGACCCUCGUGUGUCCAAUGUCUUCACCCUGGCCUUCCGCUUUGGGCACACCAUGCUCCCACCCUUCUUGAUCCGCUUAGACAGCCAGUUCCGGGCCUCAGCACCCAACUCACAUGUUCCGCUCAGCUCCGCCUUCUUUGCCAGCUGGCGUGUUGUGCAUGAAGGCGGCAUAGACCCCAUCGUGCGAGGCCUCAUGGCCACUCAGGCCAAGCUGAACCGGCAGGAUUCCAUGGUGGUGGAUGAGCUCCGAGACCGGCUAUUUGAGCAAGUGAGGAGAAUCGGGCUAGACCUGGCAGCUCUCAACAUGCAACGGAGCCGGGACCACGGCCUCCCAGGGUAUAAUGCUUGGAGGCGCUUUUGUGGGCUCUCCCAGCCCAGGAAUCUAGCACAGCUUAGCCGAGUGCUGAGAAAUCGGAAUUUAGCGAGAAAGUUCCUGAAUGUGUACGGGACGCCUGACAACAUUGACAUCUGGAUCGGGGCCAUUGCAGAGCCUCUUUUGCCAGGGGCCCGAGUGGGGCCUCUUCUGGCUUGUAUUUUUGAGGACCAGUUCAGAAGAGCCCGAGCUGGAGACAGGUUCUGGUGGGAGAAACGAGGCGUUUUCACCAGGAGACAACGUGCGGCCCUGAGGCAGAUUUCCUUGUCUCGAAUUGUGUGUGACAAUACUGGUAUCACCACCGUUCCGAGGCACAUCUUCAGGGCCAACGCCUUCCCCCGGGACUUUGUGAGCUGCAGCAGCAUCCCCAGGUUGAACCUGUCAGCCUGGAGAUGCAAUUGA